AUGAAUGAGAACAGGAAGCUGAAGAAACUGCUGGCAGAGCGCCAUGAAUAUGUUAGGUGCGAAAUAGAAGGCGGUAGGCUUGAGAAUGUUAUUUCGCUGAUGGAUUCACUUUCUGCAGCAUUCAAGCUGCCAAGAACCGAAUAUGAUAGAUCUGAAUGUACGCCUUACAGCAACGAGGUGUCAGACAGAUACUGCCUUGAUGAGUAUGUCAAUGCAUCAUUUGUUCCUACUGCUGGAACAUUGUUUAUAGCUGCACAGAAUCCAUUGGAUGAGAAAAAACAUGUCUUUAUAGACCUACUGAUGAAAUCAAACACAAGGCUGGUCGUGUCGUUGAUAAAUGAUGCAAAGUACUUUGAUGAGGAAUGGCUGCAGGAACGAAAGACAAUUGAGCUUGAAGGCAAGGAGGUAUUCGUUGACGAGGUGUAUGUGAUCAAAAACACAUCGAUAAGGAGGCUGAGAUACAUAAACUGGGUGGACUUUUCAGUCCUGCCGCCCAAUGAGAUGGAUUUUUUUCAUAGGUACUUUGAUGCAAUACGCACCGAAACUGUCCUUGUGCAUUGCAUUGCAGGAGUAGGAAGAACAGGGACAUUCAUCAUGUAUGACAUUUUGAAGAAGACAGAGGCACUCACAUUAGACAUAUUCAUAAGCACAUUCAUAUGCCUCAGAAGUCUUCGUGCACAUCUGGUAACCAACAAAGUUCAGCUUGAGUUUCUCAGAAAUGUCUUUCUGGCCAACAAUCGCAACCAUGAUGCAAAAAAAGCCAAUCCAAAGCCACAACAAACAUCAUUUAAUUCCCCUUGA
Ordospora pajunii is the source of this 801-nucleotide messenger RNA. RefSeq names its product putative protein tyrosine phosphatase. Gene Ontology annotation, biological process: protein dephosphorylation. The record is from RefSeq and is a predicted model, not a curated record. The coding region runs from base 1 to 801 and encodes 266 amino acids. The transcript has a single exon. Gene Ontology annotation, molecular function: protein tyrosine phosphatase activity. NCBI's taxonomy places the organism in Eukaryota, Fungi, Microsporidia, Ordosporidae.